AUGCACCUGAAGCUCGCACGCGCCUUGACAGAAAAGGGUCACGAAAUAACGCUCGUCAUACCCUCCAACAUUGGAAUUCGAGACGUCCUUGACCUCUCAGGGCUCCAAGUCAUUGAAUAUUCCACGAGGCUGAACAUGGUCAAAGACGUUGCCGAGCCGACCAUGGUCAAACCUUACUUCGAAGGGCGAGAAGCCGACCUCGAAAAUGUGGUGCAGACGAUGCGCCAGAUAAGCCACGAGAUCCUGACCAACCAAAUGUUGUUUGAGAAAAUGAAACUGGCCAAACCAGAUUUAUUUGUGUACGACGACGGUUCAGCUUCUCGCAUGUUCCUCAUCUUCGCCUACCGGAUGGGGGUACCCUUCGCCGGUCUACACUUUGCCUCAGAGCCUUUCUUCAGGCGAAUCCCUUUCUCGCCUGCCGUGGACCCUGUCGAGUUCCUCCCCGUCGGACAACACAUGACCUUCACGGAACGACUGACCAACUUCAUGAUCUAUGCAUCUCAACUACCCGAGACCAACCUUGCCCAAUGUCAAGGUUGUAGGAGGAAUAGCGGCUUCACCUGCAAAGCCCUUGCCUCACGACCUACAAUUGUUCAUGGACGAUGCUCAGGAGGCGUGGUCAUAGUCUCUUUUGGGUCGUUCGUUCUGGACCUUCCCGACAACAUCGUACAGAAGUUCUGGGAGGUUUUCCGAGAGAUUCCAUUCAAGGUGAUCUUUCGCUCAAACCUUCCGUCUCCAGACAAGCGCAAACUGUUAACGUUGCCUUGGUUUCCGCAGAACGACCUUCUGGCUCACCCCAACACCAAAGUCUUCGUGACCCACUGCGGGUCCAGUGGCCAGUACCAGGCGCUGUACCACGCCGUACCCAUGGUGGGACUCCCGAUCUCCUUCGACCAACUGUACAACGCUGAGAGGAUGAGGAUCAAAAACUUCGGGAUGACACUGGAUCUGCGCUCUGCGAAUGUUUCAGAAAUUGCGUCGGCCAUCAAGACAGUGGCAACUGACCGCAUCUACAAAGAUGCUAUAACUCACGCCUCGCAUCUUUUCCGCGUGGAGUUUGGAGUUCCAGCAGAACGCGCCGCCUUCUGGCUAGAUCACGUGAUGCUGUAUGGGGGCGCCUACAUGAGGUCGGCGGGGCAGGAAAUUCCACUCUACCAGUUCUACCUGAUGGAUGUAUUGGGUUUCCUUGGUGCAAUGCUCGUCAUAUGUCUAUGUGUGUUGCUUUACAUUCUACGACUUGCAGUUAAAAAAUUUUAUAAAAAAAGAAAAGUUGAUUAAAGGAACAUC
Messenger RNA from Pomacea canaliculata, 1287 nucleotides. RefSeq names its product UDP-glucuronosyltransferase 2B18-like. The coding region runs from base 1 to 1278 and encodes 425 amino acids. Gene Ontology annotation, molecular function: UDP-glycosyltransferase activity. The record is from RefSeq and is a predicted model, not a curated record. The transcript has 2 exons. Lineage: Eukaryota; Metazoa; Mollusca; Gastropoda; Architaenioglossa; Ampullariidae.